GCUAGGGUUUUAGAUAUAAAUCCCUCUCGUUUGUUUCACUGGGCGGCUCUCCUCGUUGGGUACCUAAAAUCUCCGGCAACAAUGGUGAAGUACUCAACAGAACCCAACAAUCCUACUAAGUCAUCCAAGGCAAUGGGUCGGGACUUGAGGGUCCAUUUCAAGAACACUAGGGAAACUGCUUUUGCACUAAGGAAGAUGCCUUUGACCAAGGCUAAAAGGUAUCUCGAGGAUGUUAUUGCUCACAAGCAAGCUAUCCCCUUCCGAAGGUAUUGUGGUGGUGUUGGUCGUACCGCCCAAGCUAAGAAUCGUCACUCAAACGGUCAAGGGCGUUGGCCAAUGAAAUCUGCUCGGUUCAUUCUUGACUUGCUUAAGAAUGCUGAGAGCAAUGCAGAUGUGAAAGGUCUAGAUGUGGAUGCACUAUUUGUCUCCCACAUUCAGGUGAACCAAGCCCAGAAACAGAGGCGCAGAACUUACCGAGCUCAUGGAAGGAUCAAUCCUUACAUGUCGUCACCCUGUCACAUUGAGCUGAUUUUGUCAGAGAAGGAAGAACCAGUUAAGAAAGAGGCUGAAACUCAAUUGGCUACAAGGAAACCAAAUAAAGGUCAGGCAUUGCGCAGUGGUGAUUCUUCUUAAGUCGCAGCACCAAGAGCUUUAUCAGAUAGGAAAUUUGUUUCUUCUGUUACAGAGAUUUUGGACUCGGUUAUGGGAUUCUUAGUUUUUUUUCCUGAGAUUAUAUUCCCAUCAAUUCUAUAAUUUGCAGGAUUUUUAUCUUAUCAAACUGCAAUUUGUGCCUCCUGUAGACCCCUGGCAAUUCAUGUCUUGGUUAUGGUUAUUUACUGUUGAAAUCCUAUUAUGUGCCAUCAGGAAAACCCUGAUUUUGAUCUA
Messenger RNA from Asparagus officinalis (garden asparagus), 885 nucleotides. Its product is annotated as 60S ribosomal protein L17. The transcript has 7 exons. The record is from RefSeq and is a predicted model, not a curated record. Gene Ontology annotation, biological process: cytoplasmic translation. Gene Ontology annotation, molecular function: structural constituent of ribosome. Gene Ontology annotation, cellular component: cytosolic large ribosomal subunit; ribosome. The coding region runs from base 82 to 633 and encodes 183 amino acids. Lineage: Eukaryota; Viridiplantae; Streptophyta; Magnoliopsida; Asparagales; Asparagaceae.